AUGCGCGAGUCGGCAGAGACGGCAGAGACGGCAGAGAAGCCUAGAAGCCCAAGCAAGAAAAAGAUGGUGACAACGCGCCAGGAUCGAGUUCGACGAGACCUGGGAGUUCCCCGACUCGUUGAUAGCCUCGCAUCUUUCUCGGUAUUCCUCUUCACUCGCUCGAUCUGCGAUGUGAAUCAUUCCGGGGAAGAGGGUGUCGGGCAGCCUGGUCAUCUGCCGUUCACGGACUUGGCGGCAUACCAUGCAGCCUCAUUUUCGGUGUUUCCUCCCACCGCCAUUUACGGGAGGACCGAAACGUCUUCACCACCAAGGCGUCUUAUUUUCCUUGAUAUUUCUCGCCUAGAAGUCCACAGGAUGCCCGCCUCUAGGCCCUCCGCACAACACCUACCACGGGACUCGUGGCUGUCCAACCCAAUGUUCCUCCAACCCAGUAUCGAGCGAGACGAUGGGGAGAUUGAGGACCUCAACCUAUCCAACAUGGAGGAGGAUCCCCUCAUGUAUUUCCUGACCCCUGCACCUUACUCUUGUUCCGGCGACGACGGCAUGGACUUCGAUAUGGAGUUUGAUGCCGGGAUCGAGGACGCCAAACACCCAGCUCCCAUCGUCAGGAGCGUGAGCCCAUCAAGCCUAGAGGGGCUCAGCCGGCCGCCUCCACGGCCCCCGACACCGCCACGGUCACCAGCCACCCCCGACCUCGACUACGACCUGUCCGGCACACCGGACGAGUACGAACAGUACGAUUACAUGGAGAGCUCCUGGCCACCACGUCGCGGCAGCUCUAUGAGCCUACCCCGCCGCCUCAAGGACAAAUUCAAGGUCCACUACCCAAAACAGGAUGUCGGCUACCCAGACAGCCUAGCCCCACCGCCGCCGCCGUCGCCGCACUCGCCCCGCACAUCAAGCCGGGGCCGUGCGACGUCCCGUGCGGCGGGCGGCGGCCCGCAGCAGCAGCCCGGCAGCAGACGGACCCGCGCCGCGCCGGCCCGCCUCUCACCGCACGCGUGGCGCGAGCCGAGCCCGGACGUCUGGGCCAUCGAGGAGGAGCCCGAGGCCGAACUAUACACUGAGGGAGGGGAUGGCAGUUUUCUGGGGAGUGGGCCGGUGGAUAUCCCGGCGGCGAACAAGCCGAAGGUGAGGUUUGUGUUGCCGGCGGCGGUGGUGGCGGUGAAUGUUGGGGAUGUUGGGGGUGCUGUGGAUGGUCGUGGGGCCACGUAUUAA
This is a messenger RNA of Chaetomium globosum CBS 148.51, 1218 nucleotides long. RefSeq lists its product as uncharacterized. The record is from RefSeq and is a predicted model, not a curated record. NCBI's taxonomy places the organism in Eukaryota, Fungi, Ascomycota, Sordariomycetes, Sordariales, Chaetomiaceae. The coding region runs from base 1 to 1218 and encodes 405 amino acids. The transcript has 3 exons.